UUCUUUAUUUGUGCCUUUUUGUUCUAUUCACUUUCCCCCUCAUGUAUUAUACCACUGGAAGCCCAUGAUUUAUCCAAAGACAGUUUAAAAAGGAGGGGGAACAGUUUAAAAAGGAAAUAUUUGCAUCUGCCAUAUAGAAAGGGCCUGUUUUUGACCUAUGGAAGUUCUGCAAAAAGUCUAUACAUUUUAUAUUGGCUUUAUUUUCUCCAUUGUAUAUAAUUAUUUAACUAUGCCUUUUCUUGAUCUUUGUCAAACUUGGACAAUGCUAUUAAUAUGAAUACACUGUGGAAAAAAACAUUUUUGUCAUUUUCAAAUCUCAGUUGAGAAAUACCUUAACCUAAAAUCUUUAUAAAUGGGGGGGAUUCUGUUUUGGCUUUGUCACACAGGUACUAACUCAAACUGUUUCUAAGAUGUGCCACUGUACAUCAAUAUUUCAGGGAGAAUUAAGAUGCCACUGCCCUGAUAAGUAAAUAUGUCAUUUUGUGCUGUCAGAAAUAGGUCAAGGCUCACCAUUUAUAGUUCCUAUUUUAGUUUUUAUUGUGCUUCCCUGAAACUCUGACUGUUCUGAGUUCCUCUUUCCUGCAGUAAGGUAUCAGGGAUGUCCAACCGAUGGCUUUCGAGCCAUAUAUGGCUCUUUUUAGUUAGAUGUUAGGUAUCCAAUUUCAUGUAGUUUUAGUUAAAAUAAAAUAAAAAAGUCCAUUGCAAAUGACUGGAGCCUGCCGUUGUUCGUAUGUUUCUGUUUUGUUAACUGUGUGUGAGAUUACCAAAAGCUGGUAUCUCCAUCUUAAUACAGUAGAAACCAUAUCCGUGUUUUUAAAAGUCAGAGGAUAGGUAGCCAUAUACAAGUUAUUAUUAUUCUUGUUUAUGGUUUAGGAAGGGAAUACAAAAGUUACUUCUGUAAAGUUACUGAUAUAUAAAAGGUACACAUUUCCCUUCUAUUAGUAAGUAAACACAUUGCAAAUCCUUACGAUUGUUUAAUGUCAAAUGGGAGGAACUUUUUAUUUUUUUCACAGAAAGCAAAACUGCUUCAUGUGCGUUUUGUUUGAUUUGUGAGCAGGGAUUUAGAAAGUUAGCUUUGCCACAACAUUUUGAGACAAAACAUUCAAUGUAUGCUUCUCGGUUUCCCCUUCUGUUCCAAGUUACAAAAAAUAACAGUUCAUGAGCUAAAAAAACAAACAAAAAAAAAAACUAUGUAAUCAACUUAGUUUGUUGCUUCUGUCCUUUCAGGGCAAUGCACUAUUAACCAAAGCUUCUAUAAGAUCGAGUGAACCAAUUACUGAUGGUUUGCUAAUUAAGGAAGCUGCAACUGUUAGUCAAGACUGUGUGCAGAGGUGAGAGAUAUGCAGUUGUGCAAAAGGUCACGGAUGUGACACUAGGCAGGGAUACAGUAACUUGACACAUAGGACAUUGACAAAAACAUUUUUGAGCAAAUGUUGCAUAAUAAGAAACUGGUGGGUUUUUACAGCUGUUGAUGAAUCAUGUUCUGUUUCAGACACAGUCCAGUUAUAUGCCUGUGUUUGGUAUGGAAAUUACUUUUGCUCCAAGGAAGAAUUAUUGGGCCUGCUGCUAUUGCAUAUGAAACAACUACUGCUGUGGAUAGAAAAGCACACUGGGACCAGACAGAACAGGAAAACUAGUGGCAUUGACAACUGAUGAGGCCCGCGCAAUGCUUGGAAGCAGGGCUUAUUUAUUUGAUGCUGAAAGGAUGCAGCUUACCCUGAUUUCAAGAGUUCAUUCCACUGGUCAUUAUUUUUUCCUACUGUUUAAGUGCUAAGAUAUUUGAUUUUACAGUCUGUAAGUGUAAAUAGUUUGGUUUGAUUUUGUGCAAUUUAAAAGUUUUAAAUGUUUGUGGCUUCCUGGCACUUUAAUGGUCAAUAUGGCUCUACUUGCCAAACAGGUUGGACACCCCUGAGGUAAAUCAUUAUUUAAGAGCAAACAUUUUAUAUACAACAUUGAAAUAUCCUGCUUAAAAAGUCCUGAACUGCUAAUAAUUAUGAUGUGAUUUUACAACAGCGUAAGUGACAAGAUAAAAAACAAAAUUCUCAAAAAGUUUCCUCAUGUAUGCUGUGGUAAAAGCAUGGUAAACCACGGGUAAGCAUAGUAUUGUAGUAAUGGUAUUGUAAAAAAAAAAUUCACUACUAUCAGUUCCUGGGAUUUCCAGCAAGAAAUCAAUGCCAAUGCUCACCACCCAUUCUUCAGAAACUACUUCAGAGCUGAUGGCUAUUCUGAGGAAGUUAGAGGUUCAAUUCUACUGACAUCAUGUGCAUUACAAUUCAUCAUUUCUGUGCAGCCCUAUGAUUAAGUGAAACUUAUUGUGUGCUUCCUGUAAAGGGAUGGGGUCUUAAGAAAAAAACGAAGUCAUUCUGACAGUAAACAAUCAAGUAACUGGAUAUACAUGGUGUAGACAGCCCAGUUACUUGAUAUAGAGUAUAUACAAAAUGAGUAACUGCAACAAGAACUCAGAAUGACUGGAAUGACAUCGUAAAGAGGUAAGAGAGUAAAACAUCUACAGCCACAGACAAAAGUAUUGGCACCCUUUAUUAUAAUUCUAGGUAAAAGAUUAAGGACAAACAUUUAGUAAACUAACCAAGUUGUAAUAUAACAGAAAGCAAAAUACGCAAUUUUUCGUAUCUUUCUCAAAAAACAAACAAACUUACUUCAUUUAAAGUAUUGAUUCAUGACAAAAGUAUUGACACCCCAGCUUUAGUGUUUCAUGUGUCCUCCUUUUGCUUUUAUUAUGGCUAUCAGAUGUUUAUGAUGAUUCUUCACCAGUAUGUUAUAUCUUGUUGGUGAAAUUGGGGCCCAUUCUGUGUUGCAUAUUUCCUUCAGCUCAGCCAGAUUCGAUACACAAAGCUUGACUACAACUUUUUUCAGAUCAGCCCAAAUCAUUCCAUUGGAUUGAGAUCUGGUGAUUGCAAAGGCCAUUCCAGAACAUUAUCUUUGUUUUCUUUAAGAAUUCCAGUUGACUUAGCCGUAUGCUUUGGGUCAUUGCCGUGUUGGAAUAUAAACUGUCUGCUAAUCAGCCUACGAGCAGAUGGUAUCAUUGUACAUUGAUACAUGGCUGCAUUCAUUCAAUCAUCAAUCACAUAAAUGUCUCCAGUCCCUGAACUGCUGAAACACUCCCAUAUCAUGAUUGAACCACCUCCACGUUUAACUGUAAGUACAAGGUUCUCUUCAAUGAAGACUUUUUUUCUCCAAACAUACUGUGGUCCAUUUUGGGGGGAAAGUUAUAUUUUAGUCUCAUUGGACCAGAGAAUUUUGUUGAAGAAUGCUUCAGAUUCAUAUUCCUUGGCUUAUCUGAGAUGUUUUUUCUUUAAACUUUUCUUUAAACGUUGUUUGCAGUGAGGUCUACAGUCAUACAGCUCAUCUGUGUUCAGGUGCCCUUGCACAGUUCUUUUGUGCUCUGUUAUAGCUAAUUCUUCUACAUUUUUCCUUGGCUGUUAAUCUUGGAAUUUUGUGGUUAUUGCUCUGAUUGUGGGUGUUGGUAUUCCAUAGUUCUGUGAUACUGUUCCGUAGCCAUUUUUUUAUAGAUUGCUAUGAGUGCCUUUCUCAAAUGUGAAUCCAACUCCAAUGCAUAUAUUUUUUUAAUUUGUUUUAUUCCAUUUUUUCAGCCUUUUAAUCUAAAGAUGCCAAUACAUUUGCCAUGAACAAAUAUUUGAAAUUACUUAAGUACUGUUUAUAGAUUGUUUCUAAAACUAUCCGAAAUGGUGUAUGUUGGUUUUUUUCAUAUUAAUCAGUGGCUAAUGCUCAGUAAACACUUGUAUUUAACAUUCUUGAAGUGUCUUAUAUUAAGUGUAGGGCGUCAAUACUUUAGUCUGCGACUGUAUAUUACAAUGUAGUUUGUCCUUUUGAAAAAAGUGUCAGCCAUUGAUUACAUUUCCAACAGGUUUAAUAGAAUUAUGAACAUUUUUUUUAAAAUGAUUUUUUUAGUACAUAACAUUAGACGUGUAUGGUGCUUUGACCUGAGUUUUAAAAAAAAAACUUGAUAUCUGCGUAAUUGCAGUAGGAUGUGAAUUAGAAAAAGGUGAGAGGCAUUUUGACAAAUUAAACUUUGAGGCUUGUCUGGUCCUGCUUAUGUAUUCUAAUGAUUUUUUGUUUUUAUUGGAGGGAGUGUUUUGUAUGUGUGAGAUACUUCUAGAUUUAUUUAUUUAUUUAUUUAUUUAUUUAGCAGAUGCCGUUAAUCCAAGGCGAUUUACAGAGACUAGGGUGUUUGAACUAUGCAUCAGCUGCAGAUUCACUUACAACAACGUCUCACCCAAAAGACGGAGCAGAAUGAGGUUAAGUGAGUGACCUCCUGGUUACAAGCUUUUGCUUUAACCACCGGACCACACAGCCUCCUAUAAGCGUCACCACAUGUGGUGUUUUUGACCUUCUGCGGGGAUUGCUGGAAAAUGUUAAAAUGCGGUCAUAUGAACCAUUUACAGAAAAAAAACUAUGACCAGGGCAGACCACAAAUAGAAUUCCAAUAGAAAUAACAUAACCGAAUUUGACUGUAGAACAAAAGGCUUACUAUAAACAGUGACUUUUCUGGGAAGUCAUUCUUAGAAGUGAAACAUCAUAUACAGCGUGCACCUUUAACUUCCUCUUUAAAUUCAAAAGAAGUAUAAAAGGGCCUCACUUAUUCAGUGACCAGCAGACAUUUGCUGUGCCCACAUCAAGGAGCAGUAUGCACUCUGGAAAAAUCAGUGCCUCCCGAUCAGGAGCCUGUCGAUGGGUCGCCAUGGCAACGCUCUGCAGUUUACUUUGUGUCCAGGUUGUGAAAGCAGUAGGCUCCCCCAGGAUCAGCAACCCAAUUAAACAAAGACAGGCAACACUGGGACAAAGGCUGGUUAUCCCUUGCCAGGCAUUUCCAGGUUUCCCAGACGACUUCACCAUCAUCUACUGGCUGGUGAACUGCACCUUCAUUGAGACAACCUACCCAUCAAAAAGGAUCCAGGAAAAACAAGAGAAGAUAUACACAGUGGGAGGACAAACUGUCAUUCAAAGAGAUCUGACAUUUAACUGGACAAAAAAGAAAGAUUUCAAAUCCAACUUCACCUGUGUGGUAAUGAACCCGGCUGGUAUGGAUAAGAUGCAGGUUACUUUAGUCCCUUCUCGAUCACAGAGAAGACACAAAAGCAGUUAAGAAUCUGUACUCCCCACGUUCCCUUUCCCCAAGCCAGACAAGAGAGGAAUUACUUCUUGCACAGCAUCUGCCUUGAAGUUCAAACACGGAGACCCAACUUGUGCAGUGGACCCUUGUGUAAACAAUUGAAAAAACCACAUGUUUCAAAGAAUUAUAUUUAUUUUAUGCUGUUACUGUACAAUAAGUGUUUAUGCUAUAACCAUGUUUAAAUAAAUGUGCUCAUUAUUUUCAAGUAGUUUGGGGAUACAAGCUCAAAUCAACCUGCCUGUAAUCCCAAUUGGUUCUUGAAAUUUCUUCCCCAUCUUUUAGUGAGCCCAGACACAAUAGUUGAAGGUACUAAAAUCUAUUUUGAUUAAACAUGACCAUGACCAAACAUACUGAAGCCAUCUUGUGCAGUUUAUUUAUUAAAUGUCUUUGCUUCUAUUUAGACAGCUAUUUGGUUUUAGUAAACUAAACUUGUUAGUCUCUUUUCUCGCGUAAGUAAUAUCUAUCUGUCAGUAUUUAUAAGAACACCUUAUUGUUACAGCUUUAUCAAUCCAAAAGUUGGACAGCAAUAGCUCCCUCUACAGGAAAGUUCAGUACACUACAAUUCCAAAUAAAUGUCUUCACACAAUCAGUUUGCCAUAUUUAAUGAACUUACUUGGAGUAAUCUAAUUCUGUUCAAUAUCAGCAGUUUUCAUGGAUCCCAAAUUAGCACUAAUCUUGGACCACCUUACCCAAGGUAACAUUAAGUAGUCCAGCAAUAGUGUAAAAUCAGUAAGUUAAACCAACCAUUAAAUACAACAACAAAAAUACUGUU
This is a messenger RNA of Acipenser ruthenus (sterlet), 5924 nucleotides long. RefSeq names its product interleukin-1 receptor type 2-like. Gene Ontology annotation, molecular function: interleukin-1, type II, blocking receptor activity. Bases 4667 to 5125 code for a protein of 152 amino acids. NCBI's taxonomy places the organism in Eukaryota, Metazoa, Chordata, Actinopteri, Acipenseriformes, Acipenseridae. The transcript is spliced from 6 exons. The record is from RefSeq and is a predicted model, not a curated record.